Molecule: messenger RNA, 2495 nt
Organism: Orussus abietinus
Lineage: Eukaryota; Metazoa; Arthropoda; Insecta; Hymenoptera; Orussidae
Product: probable serine/threonine-protein kinase clkA
Exons: 4
Coding region: 133-2097 (654 amino acids)
Cellular component (GO): extracellular region
Molecular function (GO): chitin binding
Source: RefSeq, a predicted model, not a curated record
CUCCAGCGGGACCACCAGUCGCAUCCUCGAGUUCCCUCGAGACGGUACCUGCGAAAAACUCCUUCUCUGCCUGAGACUUGUGAAAGUGAACGUCCGAUUCUCGUCGUCUUCGCGCCUCCUCCGGUGGACACUAUGACGUCCUUUAGGACGUUCUUCGGCCUGAUUGUCGUGGGAGUAUUGUGGAGUUGCAUUCUGGGUCUUCAGCGGCCUCCGCCGAGAUAUUCUCAGCAGUACAUGCCGGAAACAUCGUUCACCUGUCGCAAUAAGAUCGUCGGCAGCUACUACGCCGACCCCGAGACGGACUGUCAGCUCUUCCACGUUUGCGUCUCUGUAGCAGGCACCGUGCAAGACUACAAGUUCCUGUGUCCAAACGACACAGCCUUCGACCAGGAGAGUCAGACCUGCGCGGAUUGGUACGACGUGGAUUGCGAAGCUGCCACGUUGUACUACGCUAGUGACAACUUUGACCUGUACCGAAUAGGUUCAGGACUCGAAUCUUUGCACUACGACAGCAUCCGUACGGAUGCCGAGCCCCAGGACCAUCUCCAGCGGAGCGAGACCAAUGAUCCCGUGCGAUCUUCGGCGAAUUCUCUAACCAGGGUGUCGUCCAACAACUACAACGCUAAUGGCAACACCAAGAACAAGGACGUAGCUCGUGGCAGUAACACUGGGGCCUUCUACAACAACCGCAACGCCGCCAAGGACGAGGAUUACGACAACGAGAAAGUGUACCGCGAGGAGCCGAUACCGGAGAGGAAGAAGACGGGGGUCAGGAAGAUAGCGAGGAAGCAACAAUACAACAGCAACGGCAACAACAACGACUUCUUUUCCUCCAGCACGGCAGCACCAGCCAGCCCUAGCUAUUACAACGCAAACAAUUACAACCAGCGACAACGUACGUCGUUCCCAUCCUCGACAACCGUGAGGCCAUCCAGCCAACAACAGGAACAUUUCAGCACGAACGUGAAUCAGAAAUUCACAGUGUCGUCCUCGACCUACCGCCCGACCACGGUGUUCCAGGAGACAUACAACAACUAUCAGUCGCCCAGUUCUACCGCCAAGAGUACCGAGUACAACAAUUUUAACAACGCGUACAAUGGUAACCAGAAUUUCAACGGGUUCAACCAGAGUCCGAGCACAACCGCGAAGCCGGUGAGCUACAACAACAAGAAUUACAACGACCAAGCGAGUUUCGCUAAUCAGUUCAGCCAGCAGGUGCAUAGUCAGUCUACAACCCUGGCUCCGAGUACUAACUACAGGGCCAGUGAUUAUACAACGUUUCAGCAACGAAACUACAACAAUAUCCAGAGAACCACGGCCUCGGCAGGGUACUCUACUACGACAGCCGCCCCUACAUUCUAUGACAACCAUAAUGUUAACGCAAAUGACGCUCAAUACAACAGACCCGCCGCUCAGACCACGAGGAAGGAUAUCGUCCAGACAACGCAGAAAUAUCUAACGAAUAAUUAUGCAGCUAGUAGCUACGUCCCCACUACGUACAGCCCCCUUACAACGAAGAAACUGAUCAACACCGAGAACAACGCGAGAGGCGGCGAUCGGUACAAUGCCCAGAAUAAUGAUAACGGGCAGUAUUUCGAUAAGUCCGCUCAGGCCAAGUCCACGCAAUUCUACGACACCACGAAAGCCCCGAAAAAGGCGACGCAAUACAACUAUGACAACAAAUACUACGAAACGAGCACCGGAAAUUAUGACAACUACGAUUUCGGAAGGUCGCCCUCGGGGAUUGGGUUCAGUCCGUCUAGCAUCAACCACCUUGCGGAAUCGCCCAGGUCUACAACUCCAGUUCCCAGGAGAACCGGUGCCCCCAGCACGUACAACCCGAACACCUUCGUCAGUACCCAGAGGCCACAGGCUGCGCAGACGACGCCUCGAAGCACCACCUACGUCAGCGGUUCUGCAAGACCUUUCUCGACGACGGCGAGAUUCUCCGAAGCGACCACGCCCAAGCCCAAGACCGGAAAGAAGAACGAUUACGAUUACGCGUACUACGACAAUGUUGGUACCUUAGAGUACGACGGUCUCGACCUGGAACACGUGACCGGCAACAAGGAGUCCGCCAAGAUCUCGAGGAAUUGAAUUCCCGGCUCCGCACUGAGAGAAAUGUAGGCCCCGACUAAAAGUCCUACAAAAACAAGCGGGAGGGAACGCCCUCGUUAGCAAAAGCCACGAACUAAACGGCAUUCGGAUACGUUACCGGGGAAGCGACGUCAGGGGAACGUUUCUCGGUUUGUUUAUGCGGAUUUUUUUUUGCGUACAUAUACAUUGGCAUUGUUACAAAGUUGCGUCAUUGGUCAAAGCUUGAAAAUAGUGUACGAAACUAUCAAUUUCGCGUGCGAUAUUUGAUUGUAUGACGUUGAGAAUCGAGCCCCUGUUCUCGCGCUCUACCAAAGCGUCAGUCAGGGCGGCCAUUUGCAUUUUUCUGAGUGCACAGCUCCGGGUCUCAAGUUCCUCAGGAAGCGGAUAAUCGGCUUCUU